Messenger RNA from Myxocyprinus asiaticus (Chinese sucker), 2125 nucleotides. RefSeq names its product homeobox protein Hox-A10b. The record is from RefSeq and is a predicted model, not a curated record. Gene Ontology annotation, biological process: regulation of transcription by RNA polymerase II. The coding region runs from base 85 to 1128 and encodes 347 amino acids. Lineage: Eukaryota; Metazoa; Chordata; Actinopteri; Cypriniformes; Catostomidae. Gene Ontology annotation, cellular component: nucleus. The transcript has 2 exons. Gene Ontology annotation, molecular function: RNA polymerase II cis-regulatory region sequence-specific DNA binding; DNA-binding transcription factor activity, RNA polymerase II-specific.
UGCUUGUUGCCAUUUAAUUGGCUGUUAGCUCACACUGAGUUGUAUAGUUAUCAGUAAUUAUAUUCAGCAUGUUUUGCACAAGAAAUGUCAUCCAGAAAGGGCAAUCUUCUUCCACCGUCAAAUUAUACCACAAAGAUGUCAUGCUCCGAUAGUCCAUCUGGAAAUUCGUUUCUGGUCGACUCCUUGAUCCAUGGAAGGGCCGAGGGAAGUGGGCACUACUACCAAAACAGCGGAGUCUACUUGCAGCCGACCUCCGAAUAUUCUUACGGACUAUCUAACUGUGGCUAUUUUCCUGGACUCAAAAGGAGUGAGAACAAUUCCCAAAAUGUAAUACCCGCAUGUGGCCCAUAUCAAGGCAUGGAAGCAUGGCUGGAGACGUCUAGGUCCUGUCGCAUCGAACAGCCUAACAACCAAAUUACCCCACGGUCGUUCUCGCCCACCAUUAAAGAGGAAAACUCUUACUGCUUAUACGAGUCUGAGAAGUGCCCAAAAGAUACAGUUACAGAUGAUAUAUCGUACUCUCGACUGACACCAAACUCAUGCCCAUCCAGCAAUAAUAACGGCUGUGUUCCGGUGCCUGGUUACUUCCGCCUAUCUCAGACAUGCACCACAUCUAAAGGUUUUCCAGACAACCAGUCUAUAUCGCCUCACGUUGCUCCUCAAGAUACUACUCGAUUUGACAGCUCUCUUUCAGCCAUACCAGCAGAAACGAGCAGGGAAGAGAGCGAUGAGCCCUCCUCAUGCACCCCAUGCGCCCCGGGAAGAAACAAGGAGCUAAGGGGGUCCACCGGCACCGCUUCAUCUCCCGAACCACCGGACAGUCCAGAAAAGACGAUACAUGUUACUAAAGCAGGAGAUUCCAAAAAUGACAACACGGCUAACUGGCUGACAGCGAAGAGUGGCCGUAAGAAGCGUUGCCCCUACACCAAACAUCAGACUCUAGAGCUGGAGAAAGAGUUCCUCUUCAACAUGUACUUGACACGAGAGCGUCGCCUGGAGAUCAGCCGCAGCGUUCACCUCACGGACAGACAAGUCAAAAUAUGGUUUCAGAACCGUCGAAUGAAGCUGAAGAAGAUGAGUCGAGAAAACCGAAUCCGAGAGCUGUCGACCAACUUCAGUUUUUCAUGAAGCCUCUGGUUCCAGAUCUCUGGCGCCCUCCUUCAUCAGCUGCAGUGGUAGUCUUCUUACAACAAAGAGUCUCUGUAGGUGUGUGUGCAUACGUGACUUGUGCAAGAUACUAUUGAUAACUUAUUGUGUCUCGUAUACUGUUGAAGUUUUUAUCUGUUUAUGUAAAAUUUUAUUUGACAUCCCUGUCGUCAUAACAUGUCAUGGUUAUUUAUAAACUGUCAAGGGUACCUCACUGUAAAUGUAAGCGAGGGAAAUAUCGAAUGCUGAAGGUGUUUAUUGGAAUUUGUUGUAAAUAGCAUUCAGAAAAUAUUGUACAUUUAUUGUAUAUAACUACGAUAUUUGCAUGUUGUAAUAAUAACUAUAAUGAAACCAUAAAAAAGACAAAAAAAUAUUAAUAAUAAUACUUUUCUUCUUAAGUAUGAAAUAGUCAUGUAUUUGCUGUUCUAAGCAUAAGUGGAAAAUUCCGGUUCUUAAAAUGUAGAAAUGUGUAUAGUUAUAAACACGAUGCUUCAUAUUUUAUUUUAACAGCAUUUAAAGGCAAAAUCUUUCUGAAGACACAGGUCGAAACGUGAUGGACUCCUCUGCAAAUUCAUUAUACGUGGCAGAACUAAAUAAAGGCAUGUACGUAAAAAGUCGUUAUAGCCUACUUUAAACACUAAGUUCUUGUUAUUUGAAACACUCUUGAUUUCCGGAGAGUUUGGGGAAGUGUUGAUUGUAAUUUUGCUGACUGUAAAAGUAAAUGAUUUCUUUUAUCCUGUGUUAUCCAUGAAGGGUCAUGCUAAAAACAUCAUUCCAAUCAUUGCUAUCCCAAUUACCCAAUUCAAGUCCUGUCAACUUCAAAUUUGAUCCGAUGGACAUUGCAGUAUAUUUCUUUAAUAGCAAACAAAUUAUGUAUAGAUGACAAAAAUCACUGUCAUAAGUAAACGUUGGUAAAAUCACAUGUCAGAGUGGACAAAACUGAAUUUGUAUUGUACGUGUUUGCUUGUGCAACACAAUG